UUGGAUUGUGCUAGGCCCAGCUGAUCAUGGCCUGUCAUUAUUUGCUAAAAAUAUGUUCUCCUACAAGAGUCGAUGGAGCAGCUCCCUGACAAGCAAGCAAUGGCGACGACCAAGAGCUUGAAUGGAAAGAGACAUUGGAUCAACAGCCUCUCAGUCAGACACCUUCCCCAUUGUAAGACUUUAGGAUCUCGGAACUCGUCUUACACUGCUGCCACUUUCUCUCUGGUUUCUAAAAUUCUGGCGUUGCGCUGGGUAAGAGGAGUGAUUUCCGCUCCUCUUCGACGUCCCUUGCCUCAACAGUGCUGGGCCUCCUAUUCUACCAACACCUCCCUUUCUCGCCCCUUCAUAACGGUGAUUCUUGUGGGAUAUCUGAAGCAAAACUUUGAGCUGUGACUUACUACUGGAGAGGUGAGAGACUGCGCCUGUGCUGCUGCAGGGCACAGCCAUACUCCGUAGAUAGCAUUUGCUUCUUGACGUUCGCUGGCCUUGGCGUUGUCUCCCCAGGAAUAAACGGGCCCACGUCUU
This is a messenger RNA of Hyaloscypha bicolor E, 525 nucleotides long. RefSeq lists its product as uncharacterized. Lineage: Eukaryota; Fungi; Ascomycota; Leotiomycetes; Helotiales; Hyaloscyphaceae. The record is from RefSeq and is a predicted model, not a curated record. The transcript has a single exon. The coding region runs from base 73 to 393 and encodes 106 amino acids.